Cryptomeria japonica (Japanese cedar) is the source of this 1127-nucleotide messenger RNA. RefSeq lists its product as uncharacterized. Lineage: Eukaryota; Viridiplantae; Streptophyta; Pinopsida; Cupressales; Cupressaceae. The record is from RefSeq and is a predicted model, not a curated record. Bases 105 to 977 code for a protein of 290 amino acids. The transcript is spliced from 5 exons.
UAGCAAAAGUCACAUACUGGUUUAAGAGUUUGGUAAUUCGUUCGACUAUUUCCUCUUCCAAUGCCUACCGAAUCAAAGCCUCCGCUACUAGUACUAGUGAGGCAAUGGGUGUAAUAUUCCUUAAUUCACCGACCAACAAAUUCAUCCCGAAUAAUAACUUCCAAUUCUGUCCCAAAAAAUUAAUAUUAUCGCAGGGAGGAGGAACGAGAAAAAUUCCAAUUUAUCAAUGUAAUACCAUAAUUAAUGCGAAUAAUGCUCUCAGAAUAUCCUACUGGAAUUUGCCCUCAUGGGUUCUGAAACCCUAUAAAAGAAAGAAGCAGCAGCAGUGUGAAGUUGGUGGGAAUGGAACUAGCAAUAGCAAAGAGGAUGGCUCGGAUGAUGCUAUGGACGAGGCUAUUCACAUGGACGACCAAAUUCCAGAGACUUCUGAUAAAUUUGUGAAGAGGGUGUCUUCUAGAGCAUAUGACAUACGCAGGCAGUUAAAACAGAGUAUAGAGUCUAGCAGCUAUGACGUUUUGGAGGCAAAUCCAUGGAGGGAGGACUCGAAGCCUGUUUAUGUGCUUGCUCAGGGGGAGAAUCAAUUGUGGACAAUGAGAACUCGAAGAGCUCGCAGUGAGGUGGAGCGGGAGCUUGGUAUCUUGUUUCCAAAGCAAGGAAAUAAGAGAACUGAAAUUGGAAGUCAAUUGAAAAAGUCUGAUGGCGACACUCGGUUCCGCAUGCUGGUGGAGGAUGUUAGAGAAGGAGUUCUUGUAUUUGAAGAUGAAGAAGAUGCAGCAAAGUACUGCAACUUAUUGGAGGGUCACCAUGGACAAGGCUGUGCUGGUGUUGCUCAGCUUGAUGCAUCAUCGGUAUUUGAUUUAUGUAAAAAAAUGAAGGCUUUGGCUGUUUUUUUUCGUCGAGGAAGAAGCCAUCCAUUACCAGAUAACCUUGAACUCGAUCUAAAAGCUCGAAAGCGAUCUUUGGAAGAUCAAGAGUAAUUAUCUAGUCUUAUCAAAUGUAACUAAGAUGCAAUUUGAACUCUAUUGUUAAUAAUAUUCAACAUUGUUGAAGGGCAUUCCCGUUGAUGUUUAGCUUUGUUUUAAAAAUUGUCAUUUAUUUAUAGAUAUCAUCUAUUGGUGGUUGGUUUA